AUGCUGCUCCUCAUCGCCCUGGUCGCACCGAAUGAGCCUGGAGCGACGCACGGGCCGAGCACGCUGCAGCGGCUGCUGCAGGUGCGGGACAUGCGGGGCUGCACGGCGGUACACUGGGCAGCCUACAAGGGAGACAUGCCAGCGCUACAGCCGGGGGAACUCAGCGAGGAGCAGCAUUGGAGGCUUUUGGAUUACUUCGACGCAGACUUCACCGCCCUGGACGAUGAAAAGAUGACGGCGCUGCAUCGCGCAGCGCAAGGGCAGCAGGAGGAGGUCAUUGGAUUGCUCUUGGAUCGAG
Durusdinium trenchii is the source of this 298-nucleotide messenger RNA. The record is from the annotation of a GenBank genome assembly. Lineage: Eukaryota; Dinophyceae; Suessiales; Symbiodiniaceae.